AUGCGUAUCCUACAACACAACUGCCGCAAGACCUAUGCAAUUACGAUUGCGGCACUCGAGGCCGGGCUACAGCUAGGGGCGGGCCUAUGCUGGCAGGGGAACAUCGAGGAACGCAGGAGAGCGAUAGAGGAUGUGCAUUGGGACAGUGUUCUGGAGGGUAGAUGUUUACUCCUCGGCGACUUUAACGCACAUAGUCCGCUAUGGAACCCGCAAGCGAACCGUCGUACGAACGCGGUGCCACUGGAGAGCCUGAUCGAGAGCGAAAGUCUCUAUAUCAACAACAAGCUGGGGAUCCCAACGCGGCCAAAGACGACGCCGGGAAUCUCAAUCAUCGACCUCAGCUUAACAACAGUGGAUAUGGGCCCCUUGCUGGCGUGGACGGUGGAUGGGGACCACGCAACCGGGUCAGACCACGAGCUGCUGGUGAUGAAAUGGGUGCCAAUAGAGAACGGAUGGGAACCCCCAUCGAGCGAGGUGACGGGGUGGCAGAUCCAGGCUCUCCAGGCAGACAGCCAAACUCUGGAGAACGCGAAACAGAUGUGGCAAGCAAACGCCGAACAGAGAGGGCUCCUGGAUGACGCAUGUUCGGUGGCGGAGGUCGAGGGAGAGGCAGUAUGGGUACAGGAAAAGCUCACGGCAGUGCUCGACCAGUAUGCGAAGCCAGUGCGAGUGACCCCGCGGUCCAAACGCUGGUGGAAUCGAGACGUCAAGGGGGCUCGCGGGGCCUACUGCCAGGCGAGAAGAGCGUGGCAGGGGCAGCACAUCACCACGACUGACCUUCGAGAAGCACGGAACGACUACUAUCGGACUAUUCGAAAGGCGAAACGAACGUGUUGGGAAACAUUUCUAGCAGGGCCGACGGACAUCCCAGAUCACUCGCGCGAGGAAACAGCCCGGUGCUGGGUAGAGCUUAGGCUCACCAAGCCCAAAACAACAGCCGUUACGCCCACACUCAAAGGGCCGCAAGGAGAGAUAGCCGUGUCCAUCAGCGAGAGAGGCACUGGUCCGAAAAGUCGCCUUCCCACCAGCGCCAGGCUAAACUUCCGGGCCCUUCGACUCGUGUGGGAAUGGGAUAGUCCACGGAUCGUAGCGCUGGCCCGGCAGUACUUCCGGCUAGGCAUUCACCCACAAGCAUGGAAAACCGCCAAGGGAGUCUUGCUGAGAAAACUUGACAAGCCGGACCAUACGCUCGUCAAGGCGUAUCGGGUCAUCAGCCUACUAAACUGCCUCGGAAAGGUGGUGGAAAAGAUCGCGGCAGAGGCUAUUGCAGACCACUGUGAGGCAACGGGAAGUCUUCACCCCGGACAGAUGGGUGGCCGCAAACAACACAGCGCGGUGGAUGCCGUGGCGUGCCUGAUCCAGAGCACCCACGACGCAUGGAAACAAAAGCAGCUCAUGGCAGCUCUUUUCAUGGAUGUGGCGGGCGCGUUUGACCAUGUCAACGACCGAAGGCUCGUGAUUCGCAUGCUAGAGCUUGGUUUCGACGGUGAUUUGAUCCGAUGGGUACAGUCGUUCCUGAGCGACCGACUUGUCCAACUCGUCAUCGACAACACACAGUGCGCAGCUCACACGAUCAACUCGGAUGUGCCUCAGGGAUCCCCGGUGUCUCCAAUCCUGUUCCUUAUCUACCUGACUGGGAUGUUUGACGUAAUUGAAAGAGCCGUCCCGGGCGUGCGGCUGCUAUCGUUUGCAGACGAUGUGGGCUUUCUAGCGCCGGGUUACUCGGUCCAGGAAGCAUGUCAGAAAUUACAGGAAGCAGCCCGGGUCGCUAUCGACUGGGGUGAGAGCAACCUCGUUCAGUUCGAGGCAAAGAAAACAGAGGCGGUCCUAUUCACCCGCAAGCGUGGACAAAAACUUCGAAGUCAAAUUCAGCGGGCCCGCAUCAUAGUAGGAAGCCAUUCAGUCUCAUUUAAUCCCGAGGCCACAAGGUGGCUCGGGAUCUGGCUAGACACCGGCCUCACGCUGAAGGUGCAUUACCAAACACGCCUCCGCAAGGCCCGGAAUGCAGAAUCUCGAGUGCGAUCCUUGUGCCGCAUCCAAGGCCUGGCGCCAGGUCUGGUCCAUCGGAUCCAGGUGGCCGCGGUACAGUCAGUGGCCUUGUAUGGAGCGGAACUCUGGUGGCGCGGUCAAAAGGACCGGCUCACGGGGAUGCAGCGGAUGAUGAACCGACAAGCCCGUGCGAUUACGGGGAUGCUAAAGACCACCCCAAUGGGUCUCUUGAAUAGGGAAGCGGGCCUGACUCCGGCCGUGGUCCUCUUGGAAGGCCGUCAGCUGCGGUACACAACUCGGCUUCUUGGCCUACCGGACGACAGUCCAGCAAGAUCAACCCUUCCGGUCAGCUUUCGGGAGGGCGACCAACAUGCGCAACCCGGGGAGCAUACCCCUGGAAACCGACUCUGGGCUGAACCGCACGGCCGGGGACCAUGGUCAUUAGGACAGCACCUAGCUCGACAACUAGCCAACAUCCUACCAGCCGAUCCCUCUGCGGGCUUUGAAGGCGCUCGGCGCGGCGAUAGCAGCGGAUUUCCAGGGCGGAUCGUCGCCCAAAGGACCGAGGACGCUCUCACUGCGGCGCGGACAAUGCAACCAGGCCACGCGAUCUGGUCAGAUGGGUCAAGACUCGAAAAUGGCCGAAGCGGAGCCGGGAUCGCCUGGCAGGAGACUUCCGAAGAGUGGAGGACCCGGAGCUUCCCCCUUGGAAAGGGACAAGAUGUCUUUGAUGCAGAGCUUGUAGGAGCCGUGCAGGCCCUCCAGGCCGCACUGAGAAUGGAUGGCAGUGGCCCGAUCACAGUUCUACUAGAUUCCCAAGCCGCGAUUGCAAGGCUGCGACACACGCAAGCAGGCCCCGGUCAGGGACUGACACUUCGAGCUCAUGCAGUAGCCAGGGCUCUACAGGAGCGAGGCCGAGAACCCAUCAUUCAAUGGGUGCCUGGCCAUUGUGGUGUGGAAUGGAAUGAAAAAGCUGAUGAGGCGGCAAAGCUCGCGGCCAGUCGACCGGGGUGCCAUCCAGAAGGAGUCGCAGGACUCUCACUGGCGUUUGUCAACCGGACCUGCACGGAGAACAUCCGAGAUCGCAAACACGUCUGGCUUGCCCAGACACUAGCAAAACGCUCUUGCAACAGGCAGCGAGCCCACCGACCCGAUCGAGGCUGGACAAUGGACCCAAUCGCAUCGCGAGCCGUGAAACCACUGGCCACCCGUUUCUUCCAGUUGAAGAGUGGACAUGCAGCCAUCGGAGCUCACCUCAACCGGAUUCAUGCUCGGGAAAGCCCCGCAUGCGACAAAGGUGAUGCACCGACAGAGACCGUGCAUCACGCUCUCUUCGAGUGUCGGGCAUGGCAGCACCAGCGGGUCCAGCUCUACCGAGCGCUGGAUCGAGCUGGGGUGGCCAGACCGUCCGCGGCGGAAGAAUGCCCAGAAGGCAGACUGUUGGGGGAGCCGAAGGCAACAGCGGCUAUCUUGCAAUUUCUGUCGACAACGAAGGUAGCCCUGCCCCGGUACCAUCACCAGGCCUUGGCAGAGAGAGCUCGACGAGAUGAUGAACGGGGAUUAGAGGACUUGGAGGCCGAGAGGACGGGGGAAGGAUAG
Penicillium daleae is the source of this 3588-nucleotide messenger RNA. RefSeq lists its product as uncharacterized. The coding region runs from base 1 to 3588 and encodes 1195 amino acids. The transcript has 2 exons. Gene Ontology annotation, molecular function: RNA-DNA hybrid ribonuclease activity; nucleic acid binding. The record is from RefSeq and is a predicted model, not a curated record. NCBI's taxonomy places the organism in Eukaryota, Fungi, Ascomycota, Eurotiomycetes, Eurotiales, Aspergillaceae.